UUCCAGAGUGAAUUAGUGGGCUGUCUUUCUUUUAGGAAAACAAAGUUCUGGGGGCAGGCAGCAGCGUUUACGUGUUCUGUUAUCGUGGGUGGCCUUCAGUUUGUAGGAGUCCUUGAAACAGGAAGGGAACUUCACUGUGGAUGCAGUUUUCCACUGCUGUGGAGGUUGUGAAUACUUGUUUGACUGUGCAGCUUUCGUGUUGUUUAGAUUUGCAAUUCCUAGGAACAAAUUAAAGCUCCAAACAGUGUAGUUUAAAAUAGAAGUUCAGGAUCUCUGCAAUAGAAAGGACGUGUUAAGUUCUGAGUGGAGACUGGCAGCUUGAAAAUUAAUGUGCAGAAGGAAAAGGAGUCAUUCUUUUCUGUAUGAUAUCUAAAGUAUGUGUUUUGAUUGCAGUGCAGAGCUAGAACAAAUGCAUGAGAGGUUAUUUCUGUUCAUGGAAUGCUUCUCUCCAUGUAUUAAGCUCCAGUUGCCAGUCUAAGUGCAGAUUAUACUGCAGCAUUGUGCACAUCAAUUACAUGAAGAAUUGUUCAUCAUGUAAUGAAUCUGUAGAGUUUCACUUCAACAUUAAAAUGUGCUGAGCCUGCAGGGUAGAGUUCAUUGCUAAGCUCACCAUUGUGGGCUUUCAAAGGCGUACGUCCACUCCCAUGACAGCACCCACUCUGACGAGCCAAAUUCAGCUACAUUUUGAAAGGAUUAAAGAUGCCACUAAAGCUACAGACACUGGAACAGCACCAAACUGCAAAACCUUCCCAAUUCAACUCCAUCAACCCAAAAGACUUAACACAGCUUAAAAAAGAGAAAUCAACAGAACAGUAUGUUGCUAUAUUAUACCAAAUAACCUUUAGGACUCAUACCAGCCCCAAUCCCUUGGGAAUCUGGAGUUUUACAGUGGCAAUACUUACUGAGGGGAAAGAAAUGCAUUGGCUGUGUAGCUGAGAGAUGUUUCUUUGCCAGAAGUUUAUAAAACUGAGCAGUUGCUGAACACUAUCAGUGAUGGAGCUGAUUUUUAAGACAUAAAAGAAACGUAGUCCAGGAACAACAGUGAAUGCAGAAACGCAGAGGAGGCAAUUUGUAUUCUCUCUACCAGUAAGUGAUGACACAUGGUGUAUGCUCUAGAAACUGAAUGCCCAGAUGAAUUCGGAUUUCUUCGUAAACUCCCAAAAAGCAAGUUUGCAGCAGUGUAUUUCUGGAAUACUGCUGCAUGGGUGGUCUUCCGAGACUCCAGAACUGCAUUUUGCACUGGACUGUUAGGGUUUUAGUUACUAUGUGGGCAAGCUGCUGUAAUUGGUUUUGUCUGGAUGGCUCACCUGAAGAGAUGCAGCCGCAGCCAGAGCAGGGAGCCAGAGCCCAAGCCUAUUCCAACCCUGGAUACAGCUCUUACCCUUCUCCCACUGCCUCAGAACAGAGCUGCAAAGCCUGCGGGAUGCGCUUCGACAGCUCCUCUAGGAAGCACGUCUGCUUGGACUGCAAGAAGAACUUUUGCACGUCCUGCUCCAGCCAGGCCGAAGGUGGUCCCCUCCUCUGCCAUCUCUGCCAGCGGUUCCGAGCCACAGCUUUUCAGCGGGAGGAGUUGAUAAAGAUGAAGGUGAAGGAUCUGCGAGACUAUUUGGCACUCCACGAGAUUUCCACAGAGUUGUGUCGUGAAAAGGAGGACCUGGUACUGCUGAUCCUUGGCCAGCAGCCUGUAAUUACCCAGGAAGAUCAGAUAAGAACAAAUCCAUUUCAUACUAGUGCCUCUGGACAGCAAGACUUUGUGAUUCUCCCACCAACCGGCCCAGCAUCUUCUACCUCACAUGAUGCGUCUCCAGGGUCUGCAGAUCCCAUCUCAAGUUCACUAGCUCAGGAACACGAACAGGCAAAUGGUUAUGUGCCUCCAAGCCAAGUUGGUAUGACAGGAGUCGAGAUUGCAGCUGAAGCACCAACAGAGGAGGAGACUCAGUCUACGGACUCAGAAGAUAACCUGGUGCAGGGGAGGAAGGCUUCUCUGUCUGAUCUGACAAGCAUUGGAGACAUCAACGCACUCUCUGUGCGACAGCUGAAGGAAAUCCUUGCUCGCAACUUUGUCAACUACAAAGGCUGCUGUGAGAAGUGGGAGCUGCUGGAGAGGGUGACUCGUCUUUAUAAAGAGAAAGACCUUCAACAUCUAGUUUCUGACACUGAUGAUCAAACUGGUGGUGCUGGGCUCCCAGGCACGGAGGAAAACCUCUGCAAAAUCUGCAUGGAUGCACCCAUUGACUGUGUCCUGCUGGAAUGUGGCCACAUGGUCACUUGCACCAAGUGCGGGAAGCGGAUGAGCGAGUGUCCCAUCUGCAGGCAGUACGUGAUAAGGGCCAUCCAUGUCUUUAAGUCCUAAGUGUGUGGAAAGAAGACUGGGAAUGCCUUAAAGCCUCAUCUGCUGUUAGAGGAAUGGUCAAAAUAGCUACGAAUAGUUAGGUCAGAGACUAGCACAUGGACCCACUGGAAGCUGGAGGCGAGGGAAGGAUGAAGCCUGAGAAAAGUUGUUCUUACCCAAGCCAUGCCUGGCUCUUCCCAUGAUAGUGCUUUAUACCACAGUGCCUGGACUCCUUGGAGCAAACUGCCAGCAGCAGACACACAAACUCUUAACAACCUACGUUCUAGGAUAACUUGAUCCUCUAGAGGUGGGGAUCCAGGGAUGUUUGGCUUCCCACCACAAAGAUCAGAUUCAGAGGCUUCAUAUUUUCCCCCGAGUAGUAAAUAAAAGCGAAGCGGGAUCUCUAAGAGUGACAUUUGUUUUGCUGCUUAGGCUAAAAACCCAGCAACAACUUUAUUUUCCAAGAUGAAAACUUAUUGUACUUGUUAAUUUUUACUUUUAAUUUAAUGUUAAAUUCCUAUGCUUGCAGGACAGGCAGCCAGGCUCCCACCUCCCCAUCAGAAUAAACAGUUCUAGCCUAGUGCAAUUGUGGAAAAUGGUAUCAUUUUAUUUGAAGGUGGACUUUGUAGUAUUGAAAAAUGUACCAGGAGUGAGACUCUGGCCCAUAGAGCCUGAUCUUGUGUGAUGUUUUGUUUACAUGCCAGGGAGAUCCCUUUGACUUUCAGUUUUAAACCUGAACUGAUUUCACUUGAUUAAGGAGCUACAAAUCUAAGGCUUGAGUCUUUUAGAGGGUUUAGUGAGGAAAACACACAGCUACAGAGCAGUCAGGGUUCUACUGUUACACAAUCAUAUUUAAGUACAGGUGACCCUCUUUUUAGAGGGGAGACAUGAAAGAAAGGAAACUUUAUCUCCCCUGAAUCAUUACAGAUGUUUCUGUUUACUAAUCUGCUUCUGCCGUCCUCCCCUUUGCUCACUUACUCCUGUACCUUCAGACUGCUCAUCAAAGCAAUUGAUUUGCACUCAUUCUGCUUCUGAGGGUGGACAGCAGACUCUGUGGUCUGAUUCAUGCCAACUGCAAGCCCUCAGGAGCAGCAUGUUCAUGUGGAAGCCUUGCUAAAGAGAAUUGUAGCUGGCGUAUUUCUCCCUGAGUUUCAGAAUCUUGAUGCCUUAAGUUAUCAGGCACCGUAAGAUUGUACACUCAUUUCCAGUCACUUGUUGAGUAUCUUCUGCUGCAGGUUCUUUCCUGUCCAGCUUUCCCCUUUAUGGGGGUGAUCACUUAGUGUUCAAACCGCAUCUCUGCACAGCUGCCAGCAGAGGAACAGCCCAAAGCCAAGUGUCCACUUAGAGCUCCUGGAGUAGUGGAAGUGCAGUUACAGAAACCAUCACCAAAGACAUCUACUUUUGCAGUAAGUGGUAAUUAACAAGUUUAAUUAACAGGGAAUUAAACUUGUGUCAUCUUUAACAUGGAGUAUGGCGUGAGUAGCAACUUGUUUCUCAACUGGCAUGGAGUGGAGGGUCUCUAUGAGUGUUAACAAAGCACUUAAGCUGAAGACAUCUGUCUCUUGGUAGCAGAACUGCAGCAAUAUUGAGGUGGUCUCUGACCACAGACCUACAAUGGGUGCUGAGGUUAUUGAACUAAGAAUUCAGAGUUUUACCUCCUUCUCUGUUCAGGUGGUUCUUUAACAGCUUCCAGCAGGAGAUGAGCACUGGCACAAUUCCAUGCAUCAUGUUAAAGAAAGGAAAGAAAGGGCAGGUAAGCAGUCACUGUAUUUACUCUUCAGGAGGUUCACAGGGAGCUCUCUCAGAUGUACAGGAAUACACAUACAAAGUGUUGAACAGCCUCAUUCAUAAACUCACUGUGAAAAUUCAUGUUGUCAUAUUUUUCCAUAAACUCAGGGCUGGGGGGAAGCAGGAAAAAGAUGAUUCCCCUGCAGACAGAUGUACUUUUACUUGGAGAGGGUAUAGGCUUAUUUUCUACAGCAGAUAAAGCAAGUUGCAGAUCAAUACCUGAAAUUGUAGGAAUGAGAAGAUACAUCCGCCCUGUGACUCUGAAACGUGCUUUCUGAAGGGAGGAGGUUCCUUUUUUGGCUCCUGGCUCCAGUGUUUCCCUUGCAAAAACGAGUCUCUACUUAUGGAUGGGUUGUUUUUAAAGGAAAAUCAAAAUCUGGAGGAAACUGAUUAAUGAUCCAAAGGAAUAUAAUGAUCUGAACUAAUAAAUGGAAAUAUUUAUGUGCUUUACGUACACUGUACAUACUUUAAAUAUUUUAAAAGUUAAUAUUCUACUUGAAAUGGCAUGUUAAAUCCUCUUGGUACUAUGAUGGUGAAACUUCCUAGUUUUGGUACAGAAGCUUGGUUUAUAAUUUUAUAAUAAAGUUGAACUGUGAUUUAGUUAA
Messenger RNA from Strigops habroptila (Kakapo), 4725 nucleotides. RefSeq names its product ring finger and FYVE like domain containing E3 ubiquitin protein ligase (gene RFFL). The record is from RefSeq and is a predicted model, not a curated record. The transcript has 7 exons. Gene Ontology annotation, biological process: negative regulation of extrinsic apoptotic signaling pathway via death domain receptors; protein K48-linked ubiquitination; proteasome-mediated ubiquitin-dependent protein catabolic process. Gene Ontology annotation, molecular function: ubiquitin protein ligase activity. Gene Ontology annotation, cellular component: cytoplasm; plasma membrane. Bases 1202 to 2353 code for a protein of 383 amino acids. NCBI's taxonomy places the organism in Eukaryota, Metazoa, Chordata, Aves, Psittaciformes, Psittacidae.